Labrus bergylta (ballan wrasse) is the source of this 1548-nucleotide messenger RNA. Lineage: Eukaryota; Metazoa; Chordata; Actinopteri; Labriformes; Labridae. The record is from RefSeq and is a predicted model, not a curated record.
AGUGGCCCUCUGCUCCACUCUAAUGUUGCUUCAGUUUCUCAAAGUCUGAGCAGUCAGGGGUCCACACAGCUGCAGGAUUAUGGCACAAGGAAAGAAGGGAGUGUUGGAGCGUCUUGACGCUGGAGAGGUUGUGAUUGGUGAUGGAGGCUUCGUGUUUGCCCUGGAGAAGAGAGGCUACGUGAAGGCCGGGCCCUGGACGCCUGAAGCUGCCUCAGAGCACCCUGAAGCAGUGCGUCAGCUGCACAGAGAGUUCCUGAGGGCUGGGUCUAAUGUCAUGCAGACCUUCACCUUCUAUGCCAGUGAUGACAAACUGGAGAACAGGGGCAACAAGCUCACCUUCACUGGAGCUCAGAUCAACGAGGCCGCCUGCGACUUGGCCCGUGAGGUUGCCAAUGAAGGCGACGCUCUGGUAGCAGGUGGAGUGUGUCAGACUCCUUCCUACCUGAGCUGCAAGAGCGAGACAGAGGUGAAGGCCAUCUUUAAGAAGCAGCUGGACGUGUUCAUCAGGAAAGACGUGGACUUCCUGAUUGCUGAGUACUUUGAGCAUGUUGAAGAGGCCGUGUGGGCUGUGGAGGCGCUGAAGGAGACAGGGAAACCUGUCUAAUAAUUUUUGUGCUCUUUCGGUGCUUAUCUGUAUCAGUCAGCUCACACCAAUGCAUGCUCUCCUGUAGGUGCCCAGAUCGUGGGAGUCAACUGUCACUUUGACCCCAUGACCUGCGUGAAAGCUGUCAAGAUGAUGAAGGAGGGAGUGGAGAAGGCCGGGUUGAAGGCUCACUACAUGGUGCAGCCAUUGGCUUACCACACACCCGACUGCAGCUGUCAGGGAUUCAUCGAUCUGCCAGAAUUCCCCUUCGGUCUGGAGCCCAGGAUCCUGACCCGCUGGGACAUGCACAAGUACGCCAGGGAGGCCUUCAAUGCUGGCAUCCGCUUCAUCGGGGGCUGCUGUGGGUUUGAGCCUUAUCACAUCAGGGCUGUGGCAGAGGAGCUGGCAACAGAGAGAGGCUGCCUCCCCGCUGCAUCAGAGAAACAUGGAAACUGGGGUGCUGGUCUGGAGAUGCACACCAAGCCCUGGGUCAGAGCCAGAGCCCGCCGUGACUACUGGGAAACCCUGAAGCCAGCCUCUGGUCGUCCCCUGUGUCCCUCCCUUUCUCUCCCUGAUGGCUGGGGUGUCACCAAGGGCCACACUGAUCUUUUGCAGCAGAAAGAGGCCACCUCUAAGGACCAACUCAAGCAGCUGUUCGACAGAACAAAGAACCAGUGAGCCAGUCUGUCUCCUUCAGACUGAGUCAAACAGCCAUGCAGUGCAGCUACUAAUGCUACACAGAGGUGUGCACUGUCUGCAUACUGAGCUGCACCUAACAAACAUAAUGUUAGAGGCUAAAUCUUCACUUGAGACUGCAUCUGUUCUGUGCAUGUGUUGAUGGUUAAACUGUAGUUUAUGAGAAGCCAGUCAUGUUUCAAGUGAAGAGUCGGCCCAUCUUGAGGUCGGGACCUUUUUACUUUCCAUGGACCAGUUUGUUUAAUAAAAUAAGAUCUGAAAAAAUGUGA